Molecule: messenger RNA, 873 nt
Organism: Eruca vesicaria subsp. sativa (arugula)
Lineage: Eukaryota; Viridiplantae; Streptophyta; Magnoliopsida; Brassicales; Brassicaceae
Source: the annotation of a GenBank genome assembly
AUGGAGCAUGAGAAGAAAGUGGAGCAAGUAAGAAGGCUUGAGAUGAAGAGAGCUGACUAUGUCAAAACCGAAAAGGCAAAGAAAUAUGUUGAGAAGCUGAUGUGUAUGUGGAGGAGAAUGUAUGAGAGCCAUCAAGUUCAAACUCAUAUAGUUCAACAGCUUAAGUACCUCAAUACCAUUCCUUCCACUGAACCAAAUUCAGAGCUUCACAGACAAUCAUCUUUCCAGCUUGAGCUUGAGAUCCAACAAUGGCAUCACUCUUUCUGCAACUUAGUCAAGGCUCAGCGUGACUACAUACAGUCACUUACCGGCUGGCUUAGGCUAAGUCUCUUCCAGUUCAGCAAGAAUCCACUUGUCAGGAGUAGCUACAAGUCAAAGAUAUACAGCUUCUGUGAGGAGUGGCAUUUAGCUAUCGACAGGAUCCCUUAUAAAGUAGCAUCUGAAGGGAUCAACAGGUUUUUAACCGCAGUUCAUGGAAUAGAGGCCCAGAAAGGUGAGGAGCAUAAGCAGAAGAAGAAAUUAGACUCAAUGUUGAAGGACUUUGAGAAGAAAGCAACUUCACUGAGAGCGUUGGAGAGUAAGUAUAGUCCAUACUUUGUGCCUGAGAGCAGGAACAAGAAUCAUGUGAUUGAGAAGAGAGCAAAGGUUGAGUUCUUGAAAGUGAAAGCAGAAGAAGAGAAGAGUAAGCAUGAGAAGGCAGUGAGUGUGACUAGAGCCAUGACUUUGAAUAAUUUGCAGAUGGGUUUCCCUCAUGUGUUUCAGGCAAUGGUUGGGUUUUCAAGUGUGUGUAUGCAAGCGUUUGAGUCUGUAUACAAUCAAGCUAAGUUCAUUGGUGAGGAGGAGCAAAAGAAGGUCAAGAGGUUGCUUCCUUAG